This is a messenger RNA of Volvox carteri f. nagariensis, 531 nucleotides long. RefSeq lists its product as uncharacterized. The transcript has a single exon. NCBI's taxonomy places the organism in Eukaryota, Viridiplantae, Chlorophyta, Chlorophyceae, Chlamydomonadales, Volvocaceae. The coding region runs from base 1 to 531 and encodes 176 amino acids. The record is from RefSeq and is a predicted model, not a curated record.
AUGUCACAACCCGACGUCCAUAUGACCCCUAUUAGUCCUAGACUGAAGCUAGCGCGACCAGUAGCUAGAGUUCUAUCCGAUUUAACUGAAAGGAAAGAUCGUAACGUGCGACACAAGAUAAUUGGAGUCAAGAGAAGCCCAGCUACGGUCAACAUUUCAACACCUGGCAGAAUAACACCAGCAGCUAAGCAUUUGGAAAAGCACAUCGCUCAAAGCUGCAGGCCAUCCCUAGAUGGAUGCAUAUCGACUAUCAAAGCAGAGUUUCAGAGUCUAUUGGCAGGGCAUGUUGACAGAUGCCAGCAGAAUAGCGACGACAUGAAGCACCGCAUCAACGACCUGAGAAGUCUAGUUGAAGAGCAGGCAGCAGUUGUUACAAGCCCUCAGGAGCGGAAUGCUGUGUUGCGACAGGAGCUUGGCGCCACGGUAGGUGAGCGCAGGCUCACGGUGCAACGCUUAAAGGAGUUAAAUGAGCGCAUUGAAGCCCUCGAGACCGAGCGAAGCUCGUCGCGACGUGAGCCAAUCAUUACGUGA